AUGAACAGCAACUCAUCCCCAUCUGCAGCCCUGCAGCUCUGCUAUGAGAAUGUAAAUGGGUCCUGUGUGAAAACUCCCUACUCCCCUGGGUCCCGGGUGAUCCUGUAUACAGUGUUUGGCUUUGGGGCUGUGCUGGCUGUGUUUGGGAACCUCCUGGUAAUGACCUCCAUCCUCCAUUUCAAGCAACUGCAUUCUCCCACCAAUUUCCUCAUAGCCUCUCUGGCCUGUGCUGACUUCUGUGUGGGAGUGGCUGUGAUGCCCUUCAGCAUGGUCAGGUCUGUGGAGAGCUGCUGGUACUUUGGGAGAAGUUUCUGCACUUUCCAUACAUGCUGUGAUGUGGCAUUUUGCUACUCUUCUCUCUUCCACCUGUGCUUCAUCUCUAUCGACAGGUAUAUUGCUGUCACUGAUCCUCUGGUCUAUCCCACCAAGUUCACAGUGUCUAUGUCAGGAAUUUGCAUUGGCAUCUCCUGGGUCCUGCCUCUGGUAUACAGUGGUUCUGUGUUCUACACAGGUGUCUAUGAAGAUGGGCUGGAGGAAUUAUCCAAUGCCCUCAACUGUGUAGGAGGUUGUCAGGUAGUUGUAAAUCAAAACUGGGUAUUGAUAGAUUUUCUAUCCUUCUUUAUACCUACUCUUGUUAUGAUAAUUCUGUACAGUAACAUUUUUCUUGUGGCUAGACAGCAAGCUAAGAAGAUUGAAAAUACUGGUGGCAAAACCGAAUCACCUUCAGAGAGUUACAAAGCCAGGGUGGCCAAAAGAGAGAGAAAAGCAGCUAAGACCCUGGGGAUCACUGUGGUAGCAUUUAUGGUCUCAUGGCUACCAUACAGUAUUGAUUCACUGAUUGAUGCUUUUAUGGGAUUUAUCACUCCUGCCUAUAUUUAUGAGAUUUGUGUUUGGUGUGCUUAUUAUAACUCAGCCAUGAAUCCUUUGAUUUAUGCUUUGUUUUAUCCAUGGUUUAAGAAGGCUCUUAAAGUUAUUAUGAGUGGUCAGGUUUUUAAGAAUAGUUCAGCAACCAUGAAUUUGUUCUCUGAACAAAUGUAA
Molecule: messenger RNA, 1038 nt
Organism: Castor canadensis (American beaver)
Lineage: Eukaryota; Metazoa; Chordata; Mammalia; Rodentia; Castoridae
Product: trace amine-associated receptor 6
Biological process (GO): G protein-coupled receptor signaling pathway
Cellular component (GO): membrane
Molecular function (GO): trace-amine receptor activity
Source: RefSeq, a predicted model, not a curated record